Molecule: messenger RNA, 2384 nt
Organism: Protopterus annectens (West African lungfish)
Lineage: Eukaryota; Metazoa; Chordata; Ceratodontiformes; Protopteridae
Gene: PCMTD1
Product: protein-L-isoaspartate (D-aspartate) O-methyltransferase domain containing 1
Exons: 5
Coding region: 160-1236 (358 amino acids)
Biological process (GO): protein modification process
Cellular component (GO): cytoplasm
Molecular function (GO): protein-L-isoaspartate (D-aspartate) O-methyltransferase activity
Source: RefSeq, a predicted model, not a curated record
AUUUCUGUUCUUUUUCAGUAAUCCUGAGAUUUAAGUGUGUAAUUUACAAGAGCCAGCAUACUGGAGGAGUACUGGAAACAUCUCAGCCUCUUCAUAUGAAUCACUAGUUGCACUGAAUAAAGCAGGAGUACGUGUAUUUGGUUCUACCAGUACUCAGUCAUGGGAGGAGCGGUGAGUGCUGGAGAAGACAACGAUGACUUAAUUGAUAACCUGAAAGAAGCACAGUAUAUUCGCACUGAAAGGGUUGAGCAGGCAUUUCGAGCUAUCGAUCGAGGCGAUUACUAUUUGGAAGGCUACAGGGACAAUGCCUACAAGGAUUUGGCAUGGAAACAUGGGAACAUACAUUUGUCUGCACCUUGUAUAUAUUCUGAAGUGAUGGAAGCACUUAAACUUCAGCCUGGGUUAUCCUUCCUUAACCUUGGUAGUGGAACUGGUUACUUAAGUACAAUGGUGGGCUUGAUUUUAGGUCCAUUUGGUGUGAAUCAUGGCAUAGAACUCCAUUCUGAUGUGGUAGAUUACGCCAAGGAAAAACUAGAGAAAUUCAUUAAAUUUAGUGAUAGCUUUGAUAAGUUUGAAUUCUGUGAGCCAUUGUUUGUAGUUGGCAACUGUCUGGAAAUAGCAUCUGAUAGCCAUCAGUAUGAUCGUAUAUAUUGUGGAGCUGGAGUACAGAAGGACCAUGAGAACUACAUGAAAAUCAUGUUGAAUAUUGGAGGAAUUCUUGUUAUGCCAAUAGAAGAUCAGUUAACCCAAAUAACAAGGACAGGACAGAAUACUUGGGAAAGUAAAAACAUCCUUGCUGUUUCAUUUGCUCCUUUGGUCCAGCCAGAUAAGUCUGAUAAAGGCAGAUCCGAAACAGUAAAAUUACCCUCAUUUACUGUUGCACAGCUGCAAGACCUGGCUCGAAUAUAUAUCCGCCGCAAUCUAAGGAACAUGAUUAAUGAUGAACUGCAGGCCAAAGGUAUCCCCCAAAAAGCACCUCCAAAACGAAAGAGGAGGAGGUGCCGCAGACGUAGAUUUAACACUUACGUGUUUGUGGGUAAUCAGUUGAUUCCUCAGCCUCUUGAUAGUGAAGAAGAUGAAAAAAUGGAAGAAGAAAGCAAAGAAGAGGAAGAUAAGGACCAUACUGAGGUUGUUAAACAGGAAGAUCCUCUACCAAACCUGUUAAGACAAAAAAUUUGGAGUUUACCACUCCCAGAUUCAUUAAAAGCUUACUUGUCGUACUACAGAGAGAAGUAACAUUUUUUUACUUACAGGGUUGAAAACUGCAUUGCCUGCUGAAAUCACAGCAUUUUCUUGAACAUGUAGCAUUUCUUUAGAUACACAGUAUUUGCAGUUAUAAUCGCUGCUUGAAGACAGUACAAAAUUAUUACUGAUGGACUUAAUCUGUCUUAAAAGUAGCAACACUGGGCUUGGGUGUAGAAUACUGAGAUAAACAAGAAUUUAUUUGAGAUCUAUUUUUUACUCUACGUUUAAGAAGUCUCUGAAAACUCAUUAUUACUAUAAUUUCUGCUGUGACAGACAUUACAUUUAGAAGUCAUGGGCAGCACUAAUUAGUGCUUUGUAUGGCGACUAAUUUUUGGAUCUCUCGAUAGUUUUUACUGUUUUCGAGGAGAUAAAGCAGUUAGAUUUUUUUAUAUGUCGUUAAUCAUUCUUACUGAUGAUUGAUCACCUACAGAUAAUUGUAGCCUUUAAAAUGUCGACGCAUGCAGAGAACAUUUUUGUUUGACACAGCUCUUCAAAGUAUUCUGCAUUUAUGUUCAGGAUCUUCAUAGGUGUACUUAGAAAACUUAUUGCUGAUACUAUACCACCUAACUUAAAACUGUAAAGUGGAAAUUAAGAUAUUGUAUAGGAGGUGGUAUUAUUGAACGCAUUAAAAGCGAAAUGAACUAAAAGUUCCAUUGAUGACUUUAAAAUAUGCCAUCUUCAGAGUUCCAAACUAAAGUGAUAGACAUUAAUUUCUUUUCUCAGGUUGCAUGUCAUGUGGUAGUUUAAUAUUUCAGAGCCUAUUCAGUAUCGACAGAAAUGAUCCACAAAUAAGUAAAUCACACAGUUUGGGAUGUUUGGAAAAAUAUGACUAUUUUUAUUUUAAGCAGAACUGUAUUUAGGUUACUGCUUUGUUGCUGUCUCAUCUGAUAUGGAGUUUUAUAGAGCAGAUUAUGAAGCACUUUAAUUAAUGCAUUUAUUCACCAAAACACUGUUGAUGAAGCAGUUAUUUGCUUGCAGCUGUUUUUAGACACAGCUCUUCCAGUUUAAGAACCAGCCACAGAAAACAAUUUUAACUUGUUGGUGAUAGUGCAUUGUACCUUUUAACAGUGUGAUCCACAAACAUUGUUUAGAGUUCUUUAUAAAAAGAAAAGUAAAAAAAAAAUGUUUGUGAAGCUUGA